AUGCCCCUAGCGCUGACCUCUGUGAGCCCCAACCUGUUAGAAGGCCCGCAGAGAUUGAUCACGCACGACAGCAUCCCAGUGCGCACUCGCCCCUUCACCGAGAGCAGUAGCCCGAUACGACAGCAGUCCGUGCGACCGGCAGCCGAAAAACGACAGCAACGACCAAACAUGAACCGCUUCGUACCUCUAGCGGCCCAGAACCAAGAUGCCGACGACGCUCUCGCAGACGCCGAAGCAAUUGCAAAAUGCGCUGAGCAAUUCUCUUCUGGAUACGGAAAACGCUUUGCGCAGCACCUCCGCUCGACGAUCUUACAGCACUGGUCGGCUGCCUCCCAUCGCGCGUCGCCAGCCCCUGACCAUGCCGCCAUCUUAGACAGCGUGGAGAAAACUCCGCGCACAGCACCACUCGAGAAAACAGUGACCUUUGCCGGCGUCACGCGCGCUGCCAACGAGACGCAACCCGGAAAUCGCAAAAUCACGCCCAAGGAUGCCCCGAGACGUAAAGCGCAAACACCAAGAACUAAUAAGAGGGUUCUGAUCCGUCUCCGUAAGGACUCGAAAUUCUUCGACAAAUCACUCCAGAUUCAACUAGCAAUACGCGACAAGCUACACUUGCAACUAGCAGACCUUCUGGACAUGAAAGAAACCAACACGGGAUUUGCCCUAACCCCUUCGACCAUAGCUAUCCAGCAAAAGAUUCUUCAGAACCAGCAACUUUGGGGUCCCCUGGUUGGGCUUGAGAUCGCGGAAAAGGACAUUGAAUGGCACACAUACCUUAUCAAGAAUUUCCCGCGGACAAUCACGUCAUGGGAUGGCACAGAACUCGACUACAAAGCCGCUUUCGCCUCUUCGGCCUCGGCGACCUCUCUUUCCAGCUUACAAAACCCCCGCGCCUCAUCCUAUGUGACACGUGUUGGCUCUAGCCUCUAUCACCCACCCACACAAUGUCAGAAACCAAAGGUCUGCGGCAACUGCGGCAGCCGCAGCCACGACCUGGAAAACUGCGAAACCCACCCGACAUGCGUAGGUUGCUCUGGCCCGCACGGUGCAGGAUCCUCAGAAUGUUUUGCCCUCCCAAAGCGCACAGCACAUGGCAGCCGAGCACUCUCCAAGACUGAACAGAGCUAUGCCAUCCAGCAAGGCAAAACUGCGUACGUGCGAUGGGAGCUCUCCAAACAAGUAGCAAAGCCUGUCGAAGCUACACAAUCCCCCAUGACAGUCCAGGACGCACCUGACACUGAAAUGAAUGGGGCGGAAAACCACACUCUCACCGAUUUUCUUGACAAGGCUCGCACAUUCCUCCAGCCAUUUGCUUCCGCCACGCUCUAUGCAGAAGGGGAGAAGUCGUUAAUAUCGCAGUCGCUGCCUCUGAUGGAUGCUCUCCUGGCCCAUUACGAGAAAAACAAGGCGUACUACUCUCAAAAAGACCAUCAAGAUCCCCGAAUGGUCCGGGCUAAUAAAAUGGGUUGGUUUGUGCAGAAUAAAUACUAUAAUCUGACUGACGAGACGCCGGUCUAUGUGAAAGGCCGCUACUUCGAUCAAUGGAAGGUUCUAGAAGCUCGGCGGCACAGCCGCCGCUCAAGCGGCUUGCCCGUUACAGUCUAUGCUGCGGCUCUUCUUCUUAAUCCUUCCCGUAGAGCGGCAUAUAUCCGUAAAAAUUGGCCAACUUCAUGGGUGAAACCCGCUAUUGCGGCCGCGAAAGAGCUAUGGGAGUCGAACUUCGGUGUAUUGCAGGUCGGCUCAGACAAUAUUACACCAUCGCCGUCGCUUCUACUGGCAAUAACCUCCCAUCAGCGUGGCGCUGAGCUAGAUUUGCUUAUGAAGGAUAUAGAGGUCAUCACAGCCGAUAUAAGGGAUGAUGAUGACUUCAGCGCCUUCAUCGAGCUGCCAACUUUCCGGAUAGACUGCAGUCCCCUCGAAUGGUGGUCUCGUAGCGAGCAGAUGUCCGCUAUCCCCGGCUACACCGCAUGGCCAUAA
Molecule: messenger RNA, 1977 nt
Organism: Beauveria bassiana ARSEF 2860
Lineage: Eukaryota; Fungi; Ascomycota; Sordariomycetes; Hypocreales; Cordycipitaceae
Exons: 5
Coding region: 1-1977 (658 amino acids)
Source: RefSeq, a predicted model, not a curated record